GGAGUGUGUGUGUAGAGGACUGAGGACUGCAGGUUUUUCCCUCUCAGGUGAACACAAUCAAGGAAGAGACAGACGAAAAUGACAGUCAACAACAAUCGAGUUUCCCAGGUGCCUCUAAAAGGAGGAAGAAGAGGAGGAAGAAGCUCGUGGUUCCCAUUCCUGUUGAUACUUGCAGGUUCUCUAGUGUCCACUGCUGGGUCAGAACAUGAGGACAAGACAAAAGUGUCARUACCCUCUGACCUGAGGAUAGUUCUGGUGGGGAAGACUGGAGCAGGYAAGAGUGCAACAGGAAACACCAUCCUGGGAGAAAAUGUGUUUAAUGCAGAGUCCUCCACAAAGUCUGUGACCAAACACUGUACGAAAGGUGAAAGGAAUGUUGCAGGAACAAACGUAACAGUAAUUGACACCCCAGGCCUCUUUGAUACAACACUGUCUGCACAGGAGAUGAAGAGUGAAAUGGAUGAGUGUAUUAAGAUGUCAGUCCCAGGACCCCAUGUGUUCCUGCUGGUGAUCAGACUGGGGAGGUUCACAGAGGAGGAGAGGAACACUGUGAAGUGGAUCCAGGACAACUUUGGAGCAGACGCUUCACCCUUCACAAUCUUACUGUUCACUCGGCCGGAUCAGCUGGAGGGCAAAUCAGUGAUGACAUUCCUGACAGAGAGUGAUGAGCUUCAGAAAGUCAUCAAUGUCUGUGAGAACAGGUUUCAUGUCUUUAACAAUAGAGAGAGGGAGGACCGUACUCAGGUCACAGAGCUGCUGCAGAAGAUAGGGAAGAUGGUGGAGAAGAAUGGAGGACACUACACCAGUGAGAUAUAUGAAAAGACUCAGAAUAAGAUAAAAUAGGAGGAGAGAAAGAGACAGGAGGAGGAGAGGAAGAAACAGGA
Messenger RNA from Salvelinus sp. IW2-2015, 884 nucleotides. RefSeq names its product GTPase IMAP family member 7-like. NCBI's taxonomy places the organism in Eukaryota, Metazoa, Chordata, Actinopteri, Salmoniformes, Salmonidae. Gene Ontology annotation, molecular function: GTP binding. The record is from RefSeq and is a predicted model, not a curated record.